Messenger RNA from Miscanthus lutarioriparius, 999 nucleotides. The record is from the annotation of a GenBank genome assembly. Lineage: Eukaryota; Viridiplantae; Streptophyta; Magnoliopsida; Poales; Poaceae.
AUGGUCGGCCGCCUCCUCCUCCCCAACCUACUUCCAGCUUUCCCCUCCCUUCCCUUUGGGGUCUUGGGCCACAUGCAAGGCGCUGGCCUCCUGUCAUGUGACGACGCUGAUGGCCUUGGCCACCCAUGUUGUGUCGGCCGCUGGGCAUGGCGCGUGGUGCAUGCCAGCUUAAGCGCAGGUGCUCCAAUGUCUUGGCGGCCUCAUUGUCAUGGUAAGUGGCGCAAGAAGCCCCCUUGGGGCGUGGCGCGGCCCUCACAAUGGCGCGGGCAAGAACGGUUCGGCUGGCUUGGGCGGCAGCAGCUGUGCUUCUGGUCAUGCCACAGCGGGCAGCAAGACAUGCGCUUCGCUGGGGCGCGGGGAGAACUCGAGCCUUUCUUCUUCCCCGCCUCUCUCCUUCUCCCUCUCCCUCUCCACGAGUGUCAGAGCAAGUGUUCUCGAACAAGUAGAACAACAACAUUGAAGACAUCUGGGAGAUCCAAAAAUGUAUUACCUUCCUUUUAUGCUAACCUCCCACAGAGAAGAGUCUCAUGCCAUGGAACUAGCAGGAGGAACGAGGCAAAUCAAGACAAGCUGAAUACUGAUAUUUUUGAAUUAUACAUGGAGUAUGUGGUGCUGGUUGUUUCUACUUCUCCUGUUAGUUGGUCUUCUGAAGAAAUUUGUAUUCUUAUUGCUGCAAUGACUUCUUGCACAGGGAUCUUUGGAAGCACAUUGAUCAAGAUAAGAAGAGUGCUUAUGGGUACUUGGAUUCCUUAUGGUUUAACAUGUAUUACCAUGGGAGUGCCACAGAAAAAUGGGGAUGAAUGUGGAAUUUAUGUUCUUUAUUUCAUCCACUGUUUUCUACAAAACAAAGAACUGGCAGAAGUUCUUGAAAACAAAAGAUUGGAAGAAGAUUUCACCCAGCUGCUUGAUGAUGGCUGGUUUAACCCAGAGGAACUAGAGAACUUUUGCAAGGAUAUUCAUUCAUUCCAAGAGAAUCGGAAUAACAAAAUUGCAGAGUAG